UCGACCAUCAUCACACCUCCUUUCCACUCUCAUCUCCUAAUCAAUCUUCUCCAAAAUGACAACUACUGAUAUAGAAAGCCUGUGGGUUUUUGCCCUUGCAACAAAAUGCAAGUACUUAACCUCUGUGAAUUCUCUGUGUUUUGCAUUUCUUGUGUUUAUGGUUUGGGUGGCUAUGAGCUUAAUUUAUUGGGCUUAUCCUGGGGGCCCGGCUUGGGGCCGUUAUAAAUGGAGGAGCUGUCCGAUUAAGGCUGGGACGCCCAUACCGGGCCCGUCUGGGCUGCCCGUAAUCGGAAGUAUGAAUCUCAUGGUCGGUUUAGCGCACCAUAAACUUGCCGCCAUGGCUCAGGCUUGUGGCGCUAAGCGGCUCAUGGCGUUUAGCCUCGGCGAGACUCGGGCGGUUGUGACUUGUAGCCAUGACGUGGCGAGGGAGAUUCUUAAUAGUUCCGCCUUUGCCGACCGGCCGGUUAAGGAAUCGGCUUACAGGUUGAUGUUUAGCCGAGCUAUCGGGUUCGCUCCUUAUGGGGCCUACUGGCGAACUCUGAGGAAAAUCUCCGCCGUCCAUUUGUUCUGCCCCAAGCAAAUCAAAUCCGCUGAAUCCCAGCGGUUCGAAAUCGCCGCCCAAAUGAUCGCCAAAUUCUCCGCCGCCAAAGGCCGCAGCAUCAAAAUCCGCGAUGCCACCAAACGCGCCUCCCUCAACAACAUGAUGUGCUCCGUCUUCGGCCGGAAGUACAACCUUAACGACACCUCAGCCUCCGCCGAGACGGCGGAGCUUAGGAUGUUGGUCGAUGAAGGGUACGAUCUUUUGGGCAUGCUCAACUGGUCCGACCAUCUUCCUUGGCUCGUCGAUUUCGAUCCUCAAAAAAUCCGACUCAGGUGCUCUAACCUCGUACCCAAAGUGAACCGGUUUGUCGGCCGGAUUAUCAACGACCACCGCGCCACGCGCCAAUCCGCCGAUGCCCCUAACGACUUCGUGGAUGUGCUCCUCUCCCUCUCUGGCUCAGAAAAAUUAUCAGAAUCGGACAUGAUAGCCGUUCUUUGGGAGAUGAUAUUUAGAGGGACAGACACGGUGGCGGUUUUGAUAGAGUGGAUCAUGGCAAGGAUGGUGCUCCACCCUGAUGUUCAAUCUGAAAUUCAGGGGGAGGUGGACCGGAUUGUGGGGCGGGAACGAGCGGUGACAGAGUCCGACGUGGCGGAGAUGGUGUAUUUGCCGGCGGUGAUCAAGGAGGUUUUGAGGUUGCACCCGCCGGGGCCAUUGCUGUCUUGGGCCCGUCUGGCAAUAACGGACACGGUGGUUGGCGGGUAUCAUGUGCCGGCAGGGACCACAGCCAUGGUGAACAUGUGGGCCAUCACGCGGGACCCACAGGUUUGGGAAGACCCUCUGGAGUUCAACCCUCGAAGGUUCCUCGGCGUGCCGGCGCAGGACCACUUCUCGGUUCUAGGCUCGGACAUGAGGCUAGCACCGUUCGGGUCAGGUCGUAGGGCCUGCCCCGGGAAGAAUUUGGGACUCACUACCGUCACCUUUUGGGUGGCAGCGCUGCUGCAAGAGUUUGUGUUUGAGGCAGCGGCCGACGUUGACUUGUCAGAGGUCCUCAGGCUGUCUUGUGAGAUGGUCAAUCCUCUCACGGUCAAGCUCCGUUCCAGAAGAAACUCUGUAAUUAUUAAUUAAGGUGUGAAAGUGUAACUAAAAAUGCAAGGGUGGGUGAAAUCUAUAUUUAAAAAAAACCAACAAAACAAAAACAAAAAUACCACCAUCCAUCCCUAUAUAAAAAAUGUGUACUCUACUGUACUCUAGUCUAGCGGUAUGUGACGUUUUAGCUUUGAUUGUUACUCUUUUCUAUUCUGGAUUUCCUUCUUUAUCCUUUAAUUUUAUUUUAGACUUCUUUCUUUUUCUCUUUUAUUUGACUUAUUAUAUGUACAAAAUAUGCUUAUUAUGUUUAGUUUUUA
This is a messenger RNA of Ipomoea triloba (trilobed morning glory), 1944 nucleotides long. RefSeq names its product cytochrome P450 78A9. Bases 56 to 1666 code for a protein of 536 amino acids. Gene Ontology annotation, molecular function: iron ion binding; oxidoreductase activity, acting on paired donors, with incorporation or reduction of molecular oxygen; monooxygenase activity. NCBI's taxonomy places the organism in Eukaryota, Viridiplantae, Streptophyta, Magnoliopsida, Solanales, Convolvulaceae. The record is from RefSeq and is a predicted model, not a curated record. The transcript is spliced from 2 exons.